AUGUCAUACGAAGACCGCGCCAAUGCGCGCCCCAACCUGAACGAUGAAUCCGAUGUUGAGGAGGAAGCCCUGGUCAACGAUUACCGUGAACAGGUCAACUUCGAUGAUAGCAUGAGCGAGCUGGAUCGCUCAAAUUCUCUGGGUGGUUCACAAGCUCAGGACCUCCAGGCUCAGCUGGCCGCCGCUGCUACCCCGCUGGAAUACCAGGCUACUCUGGAGACCAAGUUCGCCAGCUACGAUAACUACUGCAGUCUUUUCCACUACAUCCUCAACUCGGAGGGUCCCGUUGAUUUGGAAGUCCCUUCGUACUACUGGGCCUGGGAUGUCAUUGACGAGUUUAUCUACCAAUUCGAGUCGUUCUGCCGCUACCGCAACCGUGUCGCUCGCACCGGAUCCAACGAGGAGGAGGCUCAAUUGCUCCGUGAGAACCCCAACACAUGGGGCUGCUACUCCGUUCUGAACGUGCUCUACUCGCUCAUUCAACGCUCUCAGAUCAACGAGCAGCUCGCCGCCAUCAAGCGUGGUGAGGACCCCGUCGCUUUCGCCGGCGAAUACGGCUCCCGCCCCCUCUACAAGAUGCUGGGCUACUUCUCCAUCAUCGGUCUGCUGCGCGUUCACUGCCUGCUCGGUGACUUCAGCUUGGCCCUGAAAACCCUCGAUGACAUCGAGAUGAACAAGAAGGCCAUGUUCGCCCGUGUAAUGGCCGCUCACUUCACCACCUACUACUACGUGGGUUUCUCCUACAUGAUGCAGCGCCGUUACGCCGACGCCAUCCGCAUGUUCAGCCACAUCCUGGUCUACGUUUCCCGCACAAAGAACUUCCAGAAGGGCGGCAACAACUACGACGCCAUUGCCAAGAAGAACGACCAGAUGUACGCUCUGAUCGCUAUCUGUGUGGCUCUCCACCCCACUCGUCUGGAUGAUACCAUCCACUCCGCUGUCCGUGAGAAGUACAGUGAGCAGUUCCACCGUAUGCAGCGUGGCGGCCCCGAGGCCCUGCCCGUCUUCGAGGAGCUGUUCCGCUCCUCUUGCCCCAAGUUCAUCAGCCCUACUCCUCCUGACUUCGAGAACCCUGCCUACAACGUCGACCCCGUCGACCAUCACACUUCCAUCUUCAUGGAUGAGGUCAAGAACACCAUCUUCAACCCUACUAUCCGCUCCUACCUCAAGCUCUACACCACCAUGGACCUUAAGAAGCUGGCUGGCUUCCUUGAGGUUCAGCCUGAGCAGCUGCGCUCCUGGUUGCUUGUCAACAAGCAGCGUAGCCGCCAGAUUCGCUGGGUUGAAGGUAGCCUGUUGGAGGGUGACUCUGUCGUCGCCAAUGACCUUGACUACGCUCUUGAGAAGGACCUGAUUCACGUCAGUGAGACUAAGGCUGGCCGUCGCCUGGUGGACUGGUACCUCCGUAACCUUGCCCGCGUGUAUUAA
Messenger RNA from Penicillium angulare, 1428 nucleotides. Its product is annotated as putative eukaryotic translation initiation factor 3 subunit EifCl. Gene Ontology annotation, molecular function: translation initiation factor activity. The transcript is spliced from 2 exons. Gene Ontology annotation, cellular component: eukaryotic translation initiation factor 3 complex; cytoplasm. Bases 1 to 1428 code for a protein of 475 amino acids. Gene Ontology annotation, biological process: translational initiation. The record is from RefSeq and is a predicted model, not a curated record. NCBI's taxonomy places the organism in Eukaryota, Fungi, Ascomycota, Eurotiomycetes, Eurotiales, Aspergillaceae.